AUGAGGCCCGCCGCCCGGAGGCUAAAAAUAAGGAUUGAUGUGGUGAAUCUGGUGAAGCGGCUUCCUAUGGUAUCUACGCUGAAUACGCUGAAUACCAUGCCGAAUGCCACCCCCAAUAUCGACCCUAAUAUCACCCAUAAUAUUGGCCCUAAUAUCAACCCGAAUAUCACCCCCCUGAAUGCUACACCGAAUGCCACGCCUAAUGAAAUCUCUAUCUCACAGCUGGUCAUAUUCUAUUCAAUUUAUAUGGAUAACUACUUUACAUCAGUUCCUUUAUUCAAAGAACUACAUCAACAGAGGUAUGAAGCAUGUGGAACCACUCAUCCAAACCAGGUUCCAGCAGUACUAGAUGAUUAUAAUCAUCAUAUGAAUGGGGUAGACCUAGCAAAUCAAUACCAGGCAGCAUAUACUAGUCAUAGAGUCACCUAUCACACCUGGCUUCCUAUUCUCUACUGGCUUAUUGAUUCCGCAGCUAUUAAUGCAUACCGGCUUCAAUAUUUAUAUAUAAAGCAGCAGGGGAUUCCACCAUGUUCUGCUAGGCCAAAUAUCUUAUAUCCUCAAGGAAUUGGUUUAUUACGCAUCUUCCUCCGGGCGGCGGGCCUCAUGAGGAAGAAUAAGGUAAACAGGGUUGGAUUCCACGUUCGCAUGUUUGGGGGGUUCCAUAUUCGCGGAAGCCUCCCGAAGGGCAUGGAGACGUGCUACGCUGGAGAGAUUUCUAUGUACACAGAGAGAGAAAACAGAAUCCAGGUGGCAACUCUUGAGAAGACUCAGCUCAUUGCAAAGGAUUUUUCUGAGCUGCGCAUCCACUUCUGGCCCGACGAGAGAGCACCGAAGAAGGUGUGA
This is a messenger RNA of Histoplasma mississippiense, 843 nucleotides long. RefSeq lists its product with no specific name. The record is from RefSeq and is a predicted model, not a curated record. The transcript has 9 exons. NCBI's taxonomy places the organism in Eukaryota, Fungi, Ascomycota, Eurotiomycetes, Onygenales, Ajellomycetaceae. Bases 1 to 843 code for a protein of 280 amino acids.